CUACAGACUGUUUAUCUCCAGUUUAUUUCUAAGGUAACCAGUACACAUUUUACAACAUCAUGAAUCGAACACAAGUUUUAGCCACUUCCUUCAUUCUGCUUCUCAUCGCUACAGGAAUCGAGAGUUACAGGAUACAGAAACGGGAGGCUCCCACAAUUUUGGCUCAAGCACAGAACGUGUUGAGUUCAGCAUGGGAUCAAGUCAGUGGAAAAGCUCAAGAAUUGAUUGAGAAGGCAAGAUCCACAGGAGUAGAUGAUAAAGUGAAGGAAUAUUAUGAAAAGGGUACAAGUGCAAUCUCAACCUAUGUCAACAUCCUAUCUGACCAGGCCUACCACUGGUGGCAUGGAAACUGAGCUACCUAUGACCGUAGAUUUUGGUGAAUAUAUUCUAAAAUAUAACUUUGAUGCAUGGACCAGCAAAAAUGAUAAUUUCUAUAACAUUCAAUGCAACAUUGUUAUUGUGUAUCUGGUUAUAAAAUUAUACCUUCUAGUUAAUCAUGAUUAAAUAAAGUUGUUUUUUUACACA
This is a messenger RNA of Bufo gargarizans (Asiatic toad), 525 nucleotides long. Its product is annotated as apolipoprotein C-II-like. Gene Ontology annotation, biological process: high-density lipoprotein particle clearance; positive regulation of lipoprotein lipase activity; negative regulation of very-low-density lipoprotein particle clearance. The transcript is spliced from 4 exons. Gene Ontology annotation, molecular function: lipoprotein lipase activator activity; phospholipase binding; phospholipase activator activity. The coding region runs from base 60 to 353 and encodes 97 amino acids. The record is from RefSeq and is a predicted model, not a curated record. Lineage: Eukaryota; Metazoa; Chordata; Amphibia; Anura; Bufonidae. Gene Ontology annotation, cellular component: chylomicron; spherical high-density lipoprotein particle; very-low-density lipoprotein particle.